CCGUGGUUUUCUGCGUACGUAAUUUAUGGAUGCCCCCUUACCGCUUUUAAGUACGCCGAUGAAUUGUACUGACACUUACCCAUGCUGACUGCCAGCGCUAAACGUUCGAUAUACUAAUUCUGAUUUGCUUCCACUGAAGUCAUUAAAACCAUAAUAUUUUUUGGAUUAUCGAUCGACGAUGUGGAACUUUGAGGGCAACGAUGGAACUGAUAAGAGUUGACUGAUUACCAUUCUGGAGAGAGCUGUGUGUGUUGACAACUGUAACGGUGUUUUGAUAAGAGCUGUCUUGUGUGUUUUCCUGAUCUGACUGCUGCAUCAGAUCAUCCUUUUCUUACAUAUCCACAUGUUAACUUAAGAUGGAGACCCCGAUGGGAUCAGAUAACGGACAUGGAUUGUCGGACGGUAGUGAGACGUCGCGUGUUACAUCCAGCGGCUUUUUCGGUGGUCGACGACGUGCUUACAUUGGAGUGGCCAUUCUGUUCUUCGUCAAUCUGCUAAACUAUAUCGAUAGGUUUACCAUUGCCGGAGUUUUGGAUGACAUUCAGGACUAUUACCAUUUGUCCAAAGCGCAGCAGGGCCUGUUACAGACUAUCUUUAUUGUCAGCUACAUGCUGCUGGCUCCGCUGUUCGGUUAUCUGGGAGAUCGCUAUUCCAGAAAGUUUCUCAUGUGCAUUGGAAUUUUCUUCUGGUCACUGACAACACUUUUGGGAUCAUUCAUUCCCGAAGGGUUAUACUGGUUAUUCUUCGUGAUCCGCGGCUUGGUGGGCAUUGGUGAAGCAUCCUAUUCCACAAUCGCUCCGACAAUUAUUUCGGAUCUCUUCACGGAUAAAAUGCGUUCGCGCAUGUUGGGAGCGUUCUAUUUCGCCAUUCCCGUUGGCAGCGGUUUGGGCUUCAUGAUCGGCUCAUCAGUGGCGAAAGCGGCUGGCGGAUGGUGGUGGGCAUUGCGGGUUACGCCCGGAUUCGGAUUUCUUGCUGUAUUCCUGAUCGCUUUUCUGCUGCAAGAUCCCCCGAGAGGUAGUGCAGAAGGCGGCACCAGCAUUGAACCCACACCGUGGUCGCAAGAUUUGAAAUCUCUAGUUAUUAACCGUAGUUUCAUAUGGUCUACGAUGGGCUUCACUUGUGUGGCUUUCGUUGCCGGAGCAUUAUCGUUUUGGGCGCCUCAGUUCAUGAUGUACGCCGUCAGACUGAAUUCUGGCGAUCCCACGGUGGAUCAAACAUCUGUUUCGUUUACAUUCGGAAUCAUCACGUGUUUUGCGGGAAUCGUGGGAGUGGGCUUGGGUAGUUUUGCGUCGCAGAAACUGAGGAGUAGAUCCGUUCGAGCCGAUCCAUUAAUUUGUGCAACGGGAAUGUUGGCAGCAGCGCCAUUCCUGUAUUUUUGCAUUUUAUCAUCACGAUAUUAUCCUAGUUUGACUUGGGCCCUGGUAUUCUUUGGAGAAACGCUAUUAUGCCUUAACUGGCCGAUCGUUGCCGACAUGGCGCUGUAUGUUGUUUUGCCCCCUCGGCGGUCCACAGCAGAAGCCUUUCAGAUCUUGGCCAGUCACACCUUAGGGGACGCUGUGAGUCCUUAUAUUGUGGGUGCUGUAUCCGACGCUGUCAAAGCAUUGCGACCCUGGGAAGGUGAUUCUAACUGGAACAACUGGAACAGUUUGCAGGACGCCUUGUACGUGACAACGUUUGUCUGCGUUAUCGGAGCCCUAUGCUUCGUGAUAACAUCAUGGUACGUGGAGAAAGAUAAGCGGGAUGUGGAUGUUGCCAUCAGUGAAGCAGCCUUUGUGUCCAGCGCGGUAACUUUAUCACAAAGCGGGAACGGAUCAAACUACGGAGCGGAAGUUAACACAGUCAGGAGUACGUGAGCCGGCGUCGCUCCUUAUGAUGGCAUUUAAAUGCCAUCUGCUCCACAGUUGUGAUAGUUUUUCCAGAUUCCUUGUUAGGACGGUGAUUUUAUUAUUUAAUUGUGUAAUAUCUUUUGUUAACAUUUAUGAAUGGCACCUCGCGAUCGGCGUUAAAUAUACGUCAUGAUCUCCUUAUCUACUCUGUAUUUUGUGAUUUUCUGGCGUGUUCUGAGAUGCGCGGUGUGCUAUCUGCUGAAUAUUUUUUAUGCAUAUUGUUCAAAUCGUCAAAAAAUAUUUUCACCUCCAAAUUAAUUUUAUCGACUUUAUGGGCAUUCGUUAGGCUCAGCACAGCGAUUUUGUAAUU
This is a messenger RNA of Paramacrobiotus metropolitanus, 2196 nucleotides long. RefSeq names its product protein spinster homolog 1-like. The coding region runs from base 357 to 1853 and encodes 498 amino acids. The transcript has 8 exons. NCBI's taxonomy places the organism in Eukaryota, Metazoa, Tardigrada, Eutardigrada, Parachela, Macrobiotidae. Gene Ontology annotation, molecular function: transmembrane transporter activity. Gene Ontology annotation, cellular component: membrane. Gene Ontology annotation, biological process: transmembrane transport. The record is from RefSeq and is a predicted model, not a curated record.